Molecule: messenger RNA, 4755 nt
Organism: Prorocentrum cordatum
Lineage: Eukaryota; Dinophyceae; Prorocentrales; Prorocentraceae
Source: the annotation of a GenBank genome assembly
AGCCAUAUUUUUUCGAAGUGCUUGCCUCGCAUUCGUCUUGUUCCUGCAUCUACCUCUAAGUGCACGCGAUGAGCGCGGCCAAUCCUGUUAGACAGCUCUUCUCGACGCAGGGCCUCGAAGUAGGCCAGGUCCAGCGACUGCUUAAGAGCGUUCAUGAGCUCGGAGUGCCCGUCACCGCCUUUGCCACGGAGUUCUGCUUCAACGUCGAGUCCAGCGCGCCCCUCAGCCCAGAGGACAUGACAAAGGUAAAGUGGUGCCUAGCCGAGGGGGGCCACGUAAUCUCCGCCGAGACCCGCCUGAGCGCAACAGGGCACGACUUCAUCAUUGAGGUCGGGCCGCGCAUGAACUUCACCACAGCGUGGAGCACGAACUGCGUCUCGGUGCUGCGGGCAGCAGAGGUGGAGUCAGUCUCGCGGCUGGAGCGCUCCCGGCGCCUUCUGGUGUCCUCCGCCGCGCCGCUGUCGAAGGAGGAGAAGGCAACCUUGGUCGAUGCCCUCCACGACAGAAUGACGGAGAUGGUGUACCCGACCCCCAUCGCUUCAUUCGAGAGCGGCGUUGUCCCCAAGCCAGUGCAGUGGAUCCCAGUUCUGAAGGAUGGUAGGGCUGCGCUGGAGCAGAUAAACAAGGAGCUUGGUCUCGGCUUCGACGAUUGGGAUUACGAGUAUUACCUGAACCUUUUCGUGAACGACCUGAAGCGUGACCCUUCGGAUUGCGAGCUCUUCGACCUGGCACAGUCCAACUCCGAGCAUUCGCGCCACUGGUUCUUCGGGGGCAAGAUGGUCAUCGACGGCCAGGAGCAGGAGGAGUCCCUGUUCAAGAUCGUCAAGGAGACGCUCUCCAAAAACCCCAACGCCAACAAGAACAGCGUGAUCGCUUUUCACGACAACAGCUCGAGCAUCGUCGGUGCGAAGGUGCCAAUGCUCCUGCCCACCUACUACACGGGGCAGGCGGGGGAGCCUGGCAAGCCCUGUGCGUACACGCAGGCGGACGUGGACAUGGACCUGCUCCUCACGUGCGAGACGCACAACAUGCCGACGGGCAUCUGCCCCUUCAACGGAGCCGAGACCGGCACGGGGGGUCGCCUGCGCGAUGUGCAGGCCACAGGCAUCGGGGGGUCGUACGUCGCCGGCACCAUCGGGUACUGCGUAGGCGCGCUGAACCUGCCCCACGACAAGAAGCCUUACGAGGACCCGAGCUGGAGCUAUCCCUCCACAAUGGCCAGCCCCGCUAGGAUCCUCAUCGAGGGCUCCAACGGAUGCAGCGACUAUGGCAACAAGUUCGGGGAGCCCCUCAUUCUCGGCUUCUGCCGCUCGUUUGGGCUGCGCACCGCCGGAGGGGAGCGCCGCGAGUGGAUCAAGCCCAUUCUGUUCACGGGCGGAUUUGGGCAGAUGGACAGCAAGCACAGGAAGAAGCUCGACCCUGAGGUCGGCAUGAAGGUCGUGAAGAUCGGCGGGCCUGCCUACCGCAUCGGCAUGGGCGGCGGCUCCGCUUCCUCCAGGGCAGACGGGGACUCCCGCUCCGACCUGGACUUCAACGCGGUGCAGCGCGGUGACGCAGAGAUGGAGCAGAAGAUGAACCGCGUGAUCCGGGCCUGUUGCGAGCUGGGCGAGCGCAACCCGUUCAUCCAGCUGCACGACCAGGGAUGCGGUGGGAACUGCAACGUGCUGAAGGAGGUCCUCGACCCGAUCGGCGGGCAGAUCGACAUACGCGAAAUUGUCCUGGGAGACCCCACCAUGUCCGUAGUGGAGAUUUGGGGCGCUGAGUAUCAGGAAAGCAACUGCUGCCUCGUCCGCGAGGAGUCACUGCCGCUCCUGAGGCAGAUCGCCGAGCGCGAGCGCUCCGCCGUCACCGCCGUUGGCACCAUCACUGGCGACGGCACGUGCACCGUGCUCGACAAGAGAGACGGCUCCGUCCCCGUGCAGCUGCCGCUGGACAAGGUCCUCGGCAAGCUGCCCCCUAAGACGUUCCGGUCGAACCGCGCGGACCUCGUGCCCGCGGCGGACCCGCCCGGCAUCGCCGCGGCGCUGUUCGGCCGCUCCGACGCGACCUUGCUGCCGGUGACCCUGGACCUAGUGCUGUCGAACGUCACGGUCGGUUCCAAGAGGUUCCUGACCAACAAGGUGGACCGCAGCGUCACUGGGCUCAUUGCGAGGCAGCAGUGCGUCGGGCCACUGAUGACGCCCCUCGCCGACUGCGCGGUGAUCGCGCACUCGAUGCUGACGCCGGACGGCGUGCCCGUGAGGGGCGGCGUGACCGCCAUCGGCGAGCAGCCCAUCAAGGGCCUCCUCUCCGGCCCCGCGAACGCACGCAUGUCCGUCGGCGAGGCGCUCACGAACAUCGUGUGGGCCAAGUGCACCGCCCUGGGUGACAUCAAGUGCUCGGGCAAUUGGAUGUGGGCAAGCAAGCUCCCCGGCGAAGGCGCCCUGAUGUACGACACGGCGCUGGCGCUGCGCGAGGUGAUGCACACCCUGGGCGUGUGCAUCGACGGCGGCAAGGACUCGCUGUCGAUGUUCGCCCGCACGGACACGAAAGAGUUGGUGAAGGCCCCCGGGGAGCUCACCAUCUCAUUGUACUGCAGCUGCCCCGACGUGACCAUGACCGUAACGCCCGACCUCAAGCGCCCAGCGUCCAAGGCCGGCCAGGGCUCCGGCUUCACGCCCCCGCCGCGCGCUGGCGGCGAGGCCGAGGCGGUGCUGCUGCUGGUGCAGAUCGCUGGGCCAAAGUUGGCGCGCACGGGCGGCUCGGUUGCCGCGGCGUGCUUCGGGCGCCUCGGCGACACGCCAGCGGACUGCGAGCCGCAGGUAGCGGAGGCCUUGAAGAAGGCAUUCAACGUCACGCAGGACCUCAUCGGCAGGCGUCUCAUCUCCGCGGGCCACGAUCGCAGCGACGGCGGCCUCGCCGCCGCCGUGCUCGAGAUGGCCUUCGCGGGCAACUGCGGCGUGAUUCUAGACGUCUCGGGGGCGGAGGUGGCAGGGCAGACGACCCUCGAGGCCCUCUUCCACGAGGAGCUCGGCCUCGUGCUCGAGGUCGCCGCGUCGCAGGCCGACGCCGUCGCGGCCGCCUACACCGCCAAGGGGGUGUCGUGCGUGCGCAUCGGAGCGCCGUGCGCUGCGGACAAGGUGACGAUCAUCGGCAAGUCGGGGCAGGUGGAGCUGGAGGACAAGAUGACCGCGCUGCGCGACCGCUGGGAGAGCAGCUCGUUCGCGCUGGAGAUGAUGCAGGCCAACCCCGCCUGCGUGGAGCAGGAGCGCGACAGCAUGGCAGUGCGCAGCACCCCCCCGAUCCACGCCUCGAUCCCCAGCCCGCAGCCGCAGUGGUCGCUCACGGCCGGCGCGCCCAAGGUCGGCAUCGUGCGCGAGGAGGGCAGCAACGGCGACCGCGAGAUGGCCGCCGCGUUCCGCCUGGCGGGCUUCGAGUGCUGGGACGUAACAAUGACCGACUUGGCCAAGGGGGCGAUCGGCCUCGAGCAGUUCCGAGGGCUCGCGUUCGUCGGCGGCUUCUCCUACGCCGACACGCUCGGCUCCGCCAAGGGCUGGGCGGCCACGUGCAUCUUCCAGCCCACGGUCGCCGCGCAGCUGGGCGCCUUUUACAAGCGGACGGACACCUUCUCCCUCGGCGUAUGCAACGGCUGCCAGCUGCUGCACCGGCUGCAGUGGGUGCCAUUCGGGCCCGGGGCCGUGCCCGAGGAGGACGCCCCGCGGCUGGCGCACAACGAGUCCGCCAGGUUCGAGUCGAGGUACAUCAACCUGCGCGUGGAGAGGUCGAGCAGCAUGUGGUUCGCGGGCAUGGAGGGCAGCAUCCUCGGCGUCUGGUCCGCGCACGGCGAGGGGAAGUUCGAGUUCCCGGACCCCGCGCUCCUGGAGCGUGCGGAGAGGGAGGGGCACGUCCCGCUCCGCUACGUGGACGACCAGGGCAGGGCAACCAAGGCCUACCCUUACUGCCCCAACGGCUCGCCCGGGGGCAUCGCCGGAAUGACUACGAAGGACGGCAGGCACCUGGCCCUCAUGCCUCACCCGGAGCGUUCGGUGCUCAAGUGGCAGCUGCCCUGGAUGCCGAGCGAGUGGAGCCGCGAGGGGCCGCAGGCCGCGCCCUGGCUGCAGCUCUUCGUCAACGCCAGGCGGUUCUGCAGCUGAACAGAGGAGCAGACCGAGGCCGCCCACGCGGGUGCCCCCUGCCAAGCAGGGCGCCCACGGCUUUAGGACAAGCAAUACAACGCGCUCGUGCCGACCGCUUGGAGAGCGGGGGGCCAUGCGUCUUUCGCGCAUUCGGGUUCGAGUGCACCUCUCUCGGAGGAGAACAUCCCUGUUUCGACCACUCGCGGGGAGCCCGAUUGAGUAGGCUUGAUAUCGGGGAUACCACCCACUUUGAAGCCUGCCUGGGCGCCGUGCCCCCAGCCGGCGGCUGGCGGCUCGGGUGCACCCGCCCUCUCCAUCGGCACCCGAGCGCUCUCCCCCGGUGCCUCUAGGAUGAUGGACUCCUCCUGGGACUCUUGACUCUGGCGCCAGCGCACGAGGCGCGGCGGCCAGAAUGGCAGCCCCCUUGGCCGGCUGGCGGCGGCCCGCGCGGCCUCUCCGCCCCGCCGGGGCUGUCCGGCGUCUCUCGCAGGGCACGGCAGGAAGCACGCACAGCAAUCAGCAGCCAUACCGGGCAGCCAACCAGACGUUCGAUGGGUGGUUGUGCCGGGUUUCAGGCAGACGCUGGAUCGUUCCACCGCUCCCACACCUUGAGCUUCGCCGAUGUGUAUGGCACGCGGCG